AUGGAGGACGAGCAGACGCUAGCCGCAGAGCAUCCUGAGCCACCUCAAGCUCGCCCCUACUUCGAGCCGGCCGUGCUCGUCGCCUCGUCGCUCGCGUCCAUCUCGGCCCGCCUGUGCACUCAUCCUCUCGACACGAUCCGCAUCCGCAUCCAGACGGCCGGCUACCCGGUACCGCCCAUCAAGGAGCUCGUCCCUCGACCACGGAUCCGCAGCCUCUACGCCGGUCUACCUGUCGCGGUCGGCUUCUCGGUCCCGGCCCUCAGCGUCUACCUCUCGGUCUACGAAGCCUCUAAACGCUACUUCAGCGAGUCGUGGCUCCCUCAAGACUCGGCGCCAGGCCUGCUGCAGCAGCUCCCCGUCUUCGUCGCUGCAGGGACCGCCGCCGAAUUCGCAUCUGGCGCCAUCUGGACCCCUCUCGACGUCCUCAAGUCGCGCCUCCAGACGGGCCGCGAGGGCACGUCGGCCGUCGCGCUCACGCGCAAGAUCCUGCACGAGGAGGGCGCGAUUGGGCUCAUGAAGGGCUACUGGCUCGGUACGGCCAUCUUUGUGCCUAACAUCGCCAUCUACUGGAGCUGCUACGAGUCGCUCAAGCAGCGCUUCAUCCCUGGUUACUCGGCCGUCGCGACCUCGACCUCCCCCACGCCCGACUCGCCCUCUCGCGCCCCUCCCCCCUCACCCACCAGCCCCUCAUCCUCCCUCCUCUCCUCAAUCCCCGUCACCCUGCGCUACACCCUCGCGUCAGUCACGGCGUGCUCCAUCGCGGCGUGCGUCACGACCCCGAUCGAGGUCGUCCAGGCGCGGUGGCAGACGUCGGGCGUGUCGGGCAAGGUCGCCCGAGGUGGGAUCAGCGGCAUCGUCAAGAGCAUGUGGAGGAAGGAGGGCGCGAGGGCGUUCACGAGGGGUUUGGGGAUCCGGAUCGCGUACGCUAUCCCGGCCAACGGCAUCUCGAUGACUGUCUACGAGUCGGUCAAGCGCUACAACGGCCUCAGCUAG
This is a messenger RNA of Rhodotorula graminis WP1, 993 nucleotides long. RefSeq lists its product as uncharacterized. Lineage: Eukaryota; Fungi; Basidiomycota; Microbotryomycetes; Sporidiobolales; Sporidiobolaceae. The transcript has 7 exons. Gene Ontology annotation, molecular function: S-adenosyl-L-methionine transmembrane transporter activity. Bases 1 to 993 code for a protein of 330 amino acids. The record is from RefSeq and is a predicted model, not a curated record. Gene Ontology annotation, cellular component: mitochondrial inner membrane.